AAAAGCCAUAUGUUUCCUUGAUAAGACACACUGAACUUUGAACAAUUUCACUUUACGAACAAGAAUACAACGAUGAAGUCAAUAACUUCCAUCGUUCUUGGAUUGUCCCUAUUGGGUCUACUUAGGGCUACACCACUACCAGAGGUACAAGUGGAACUUCUAGAAAGCCCUGUAGACAAUCCAGAAGAAACUGAAGGUUUCUUUGAAGGAGAUAUAGAACUAGAUGGAGAGACUAGAAAUGCAGUUAAUACUCAUUAUUACCGAAGUGCUACAUGGCCUAAUGGUAUUGUUCCAUAUGAAAUUGAUUCACACUACUCAACAGAAGUAAGAAACACAUACUUACAAGCCAUGAAGGAAAUUGAAGAAGAUACAAAAGUACAUGGAAAAACAUGUGUAAAAUUUGUCCCAAAAACAAGUCAGCACCAUGAUUACAUAUACAUUUUACCACAGACUGGAUGUCACUCUCCGGUCGGUCAUCACUCUGGCAGAGGUCUUGUAUCUUUAGGACAUGGGUGUGAAAGACAAGGAACUGCAAUGCACGAAUUUUUACAUGUUCUGGGAUUCUGGCAUGAACAAAACCGAUAUGACAGAGAUAAAUAUGUGACAAUCAAUUUAAGCAAUGUUGUUACAGCUCAACAUAAAGACUUCAAAAUCCACACAACACAUGAUAUGACAACUUUCGGAGAACCCUACGAUUUUGGAUCCAUCAUGCACUACGGACCAUACUCUUUCGCUAUCGACAAAUCCAUACCAACAAUCAUUCCAAAACACUCACCAGGUGCAAUUAUGGGUCAGAGGUUAGCUCUGUCAAGGGAAGAUGUAGACAAAAUACAAAAACUUUACAAUUGUGGUCAAGAUCUUACUCACAUUGCUACUCCAGUAGAGCCAACUCAUCUCGUUGAAUGUGACUUUGAACAUGGUAUUACAAGUGGUAAAUGUAAUCUCGAACAGUUACAUGAUGACCAAUUCGACUGGACAUUGAAGACUGGUCCAUCUGGAGUCAGUGGAUCUGGUCCUUUGGCUGACCAUACUAACGGUGCAGGACACUACCUUUUGGCCGAUGCUCGACUUCACCAUAACAAGAAAACAAGGAUUCAGACUACAACACUACCAUCCGGAGUAAACUGUAUUGAAUUCAGUUAUUUUGUUCAUGGUAGCCAGACGAAAACAUUUUUGAUCCGCGCAGAAGCUCCCAGAAUUCAUCACACAAUUAAGCAAUGGAGUGGAAGCCAGACAAAUGGAUGGAUGACACAAAGAAUCAAUAUGAAUGUACCUUUAUCCUGGAAGCUUGUGUUUGAGGCUGAUAUUGGCAGUGGAGAUAGAAGUAUGAUGGCAAUUGACGAUUUAAAGGUUUACCACGGUCAUUGUGUUUAAUAUUAAUUUAAAUAUUUAGAUGUUAAAACUUACAGUUUGUUAUAUAUUGAUAAAACAUAUUUAUAUUAUUUUUUUGGGUCGUUUAUCGAUAAUAUCUGUUCCAUUUUUAGAAGUUUUUUGUAGUAUUAAUGUGUCAUUCAGUUUAUAAUGCUGCAUGGCCUUAAACAGGAAUAUAUAUCAUUAUAUUCAUCUACUGGCUUGUGAGUUAUAGAAGUAUUUAUAUUUGAUCUAGUCAUGCAAUGUAAUGACCAAAAUAGUAAUGCUUCUGGGUGUAUAUAGAUUAGGAAUGCAAAUAGCUACAAAUAGACAGCAAAAGAUAUAUAAAACAGAGAGUUACACAACAGAUAUGAGUUACAAUAGAAUAUCUAAAAAUUAGAGACUGACCGUUAUAAAACACUAAACGAAUACUGAUACAAGGCAUUCAUCAUCUUCCCUUUCAUUUUUCACAAUCGUUUGCCAUACAUGAAUUAUCAUUUGAAUUUAAUAAGUAACACAUGGAUUUUUUUGUCUGGAGUACAAACUAUUCACUCUUUCUCAACAACUCAUUCCAAUAAAAAUCCAUUAUAUAUA
Messenger RNA from Mytilus trossulus (common blue mussel), 1944 nucleotides. Its product is annotated as hatching enzyme 1.2-like. Gene Ontology annotation, cellular component: membrane. NCBI's taxonomy places the organism in Eukaryota, Metazoa, Mollusca, Bivalvia, Mytilida, Mytilidae. Gene Ontology annotation, molecular function: metalloendopeptidase activity; zinc ion binding. The transcript has 12 exons. Gene Ontology annotation, biological process: proteolysis. The record is from RefSeq and is a predicted model, not a curated record. The coding region runs from base 73 to 1374 and encodes 433 amino acids.